Messenger RNA from Naegleria gruberi, 3062 nucleotides. Its product is annotated as lon protease. The transcript has a single exon. Gene Ontology annotation, molecular function: ATP-dependent peptidase activity; ATP binding; single-stranded DNA binding. The coding region runs from base 1 to 3024 and encodes 1007 amino acids. The record is from RefSeq and is a predicted model, not a curated record. NCBI's taxonomy places the organism in Eukaryota, Heterolobosea, Eutetramitea, Acrasida, Naegleriidae. Gene Ontology annotation, cellular component: mitochondrial matrix. Gene Ontology annotation, biological process: mitochondrion organization; chaperone-mediated protein complex assembly; proteolysis.
AUGAAGCAACUCUCAACACCUGCAUCAAAGGCAUUCCGAUCCUUGCUUGCAACCUCGAGAACAUCAUCAUCAGGGCUUUUCCGAAAGACUGAUGUUGUGUUUGGGAAGGGAGCCAAUAGUUAUCAACAAGAACAGUUGAAUUCAUCAAGGAUGAUUAUCGGAAGUUUGCAAGGUGAUUUGAAGAGUAGAUUCUUCUCUACAUCAACAAUUCAUAGAAACGAGAAGAAGGAUGAUGAAGAUAAUAAUGAUAAUGAUGAAAAGAAAAAGAAGGAAGAAGAAGAAGAACAGAAGGAUGUUUCUGAAAAGGACAAAACACAAGAAAUUAACAAAAUGUUCGAUGACUUUGAAUCAUCCAGAAAGAGUGAUGAAAUUAAUGAUAUUGUAGAGGAUAGUGCUGAAAGAAUUGAAGAAUUAUUAUCAGAUAAGGUAAAUGCUGAAGAUGUUUCGGAUAAAGCAAGUAAAUUGCUUUCUCCUGUUAAGCAAACUGAACAAUCAAUUACAAGCUUCUUUGCCACUCCAACUCCACCUUUUGUUGAAAUUGUCCCAUUGUACAAAAAACCAGCAUUCCCUGGAACUAUUGUUCCUAUUUUCAUUACUGAUACUAAAUUCAUUCAAUCCAUGUUGGAGAGUGGUUAUCAUGAUAAAUUGGUUGGUCUUUUCCUUGUAAAGGAUUUGGAAAAACGUGAUCAAAUGAAGAAUGUUGCAUCUCUCAAUGAAAUUGAAACAGUAGGUACUCUUGCAAAGGUUACUAGGGUUGUACCAUCUAAAGGUGGUGCUUCAGUAGUAUUUGCUGCAAUCAGAAGAAUUAAGGUAACUGGAACUGUAAAUAAUAGUAAGAGACUUACUGCAAAUAUUGAAGAAGUGACUGCAAAUAAGGUUGACAAGAAUGAUCUAUCAAUCAAGGCUCACGUAAUGGAAAUUUUCCAACAAAUUAAGGAAUUUUUAUCACACAUUGAUCCUGUUCAAAGAGAACAAUUGAAUAUGGUAUUGGAACAAUUGGAUCAUACUGAUCCUGCUGAGUUGUCUGACAUUGCUGCCAUUCUUUGCUCUCAUGAUCCUGAAACACUUCAAGAAAUUUUACAAACUACAGACAUUAGACUCAGAUUAGUCAAAUCUCUUGAGCUCUUAAAGUCUGAAGUUGAAACUAAAAAGAUUCAAGAAAAGAUUCAAAGAAAUCUUGAGGAAAAACUCAAUAAUCAACAAAGAAAGAUGUACCUCACUGAACAACUUAAAAUUAUCAAGAAGGAACUUGGUCUUGAAAAGGAUGCCAAGGAAGAAUUAAUGAAAAAAUUCUCAGGUGCUGCUGAACAAAUCAAGUCUAGAGAUAAUGUUCCUGAGCUUGUCAAGACUACAUUGCAAGAUGAAUUGAACAAAUUCUCCACUUUGGAUCCUCAUUCAAGUGAAUAUACCAAUGUAAGAAAUUAUUUGGAUUGGAUGACAUCUCUUCCUUGGGGAUUACGUGGUAUUGAAAACUUUGAUUUGAUCAAAGCUUCCAACAUUCUCGAUCAUGAUCACUAUGGACUCAAGAAGGUAAAGGAGAGAAUUUUGGAAUUUAUUGCAGUUGGUAAAUUGAAGAAUACCACAAAGGGUAAAAUUAUUCUAUUGAUGGGCCCUCCUGGUGUUGGUAAGACCUCUAUUGGUAAAUCUAUUGCCUCCUCUUUGGGAAGAGAAUUCCACAGAUUCAGUGUUGGUGGUUUGACUGAUGUCAGUGAAAUUAAGGGACACAGAAGAACUUACAUUGGAUCUAUUCCUGGUAAAUUAAUUAAUAUCAUGAAACAUUGCAAGACUAAUAAUCCUGUAAUUAUGAUUGAUGAAAUUGAUAAAUUGGGAAGAAGUCAUCAAGGUGAUCCAGCCAGUGCUCUCCUUGAAGUAUUGGAUCCAGAACAAAAUAAUGCCUUUGUUGACCACUAUUUGGAUGUACCAUAUGAUUUGAGUGAUGUCUUGUUUGUUUGUACAGCUAACGUUCUCGACAGUAUUCCUGGACCACUUCUUGACAGAAUGGAAGUUUUGAGACUCAGUGGCUAUAUUCUUGAAGAAAAGGUUCAUAUCACCAGAAACUACCUCCUUCCAAAAAAGAUUGAAGAGACUGGACUUUAUGUUCAAAAGGCUAAGGAGAAGAAACCUUUGCUUACUGUUACAAAUGGUCUCAUUGAAAAACUAAUUAGAGAACAUUGUAGAGAAGCUGGUGUAAGAAACUUGGAAAAGCACAUUGAACUGAUCUGUCGUAAGGUUGCCUAUAAAAUUGCCAAAUCUAAUAAGAAACCAGCUCCAAUCCAUCUCACUGAAAAUGAUUUGGAAGAAUUGGUAGGAAAGCCAGUAUUCACAUCAGAUAGAUACUACCUCACCACUCCUGUAGGUGUUACUAUGGGUCUUGCUUGGACAUCAAUGGGAGGUUCCACAUUGUAUAUUGAAACUAUUUCAGAAAAACUAGGUCAAGCCGAUAUCCCAGUUGCAACUACUGACAAUGCCACUACAACUGCAUCUGUUCCUAUGAAUGGCUCACUCAAGUGUACAGGUUCUAUGGGAGAUGUAAUGAAGGAAUCAUCAUCAAUUGCUUACUCCUAUGCUAAGAAUCAUCUGUUCAAUGUUGAUCCAAAGAAUGACUUUUUCAGAAAGACAAAUAUUCACAUGCACAUUCCAGAAGGUGGUGUAAAUAAGGAUGGACCUUCUGCAGGUGUUACAAUGGUGACUUCACUUCUUUCUCUUGCUCUCAAUAAGCCUGUAAGACAUAACUUGGCAAUGACAGGAGAAUUAACCAUAACUGGUAAGGUUCUUGCUAUUGGUGGUGUUAAGGAAAAGGUUAUUGCUGCCAGAAGAUCUGGAAUUACAACUGUAAUUCUGCCUGCUGGAAACAGAAGAGAUUGGGAUGAAUUGGAUGAAAAUAUCAAGAAGGGAUUAGAAGUUCACUUUGCUGAUUAUUAUUCAGAUGUUUUCAGAAUUUCUUUUGGAUAUGAUGAAGCUGAAAAUUUGGAAGCUAUUGAAAAGGAUCGUCAAUCACCAAAUCUUAUGGAUCUUUCUUCUUAAGUGUUUUAUUGUAAAUAAUAAAUUAUUUUUCUUUCGAG